This is a messenger RNA of Ceratina calcarata, 1152 nucleotides long. RefSeq names its product MOB kinase activator-like 1 (gene mats). NCBI's taxonomy places the organism in Eukaryota, Metazoa, Arthropoda, Insecta, Hymenoptera, Apidae. The transcript has 5 exons. The record is from RefSeq and is a predicted model, not a curated record. Bases 257 to 910 code for a protein of 217 amino acids.
GGGAAAACAGUGGAAGCAAGUGGAGGUGGAAGGAAGGGGAUCGAAGUCGAGGUGAUCGGUGAUUGUCGUGGAAAAAAGUAGAGUUGACAAAACGUCUAUCGUGUUGUCGCGGGGGAGAGUGCAUGGUGAUUUUUAACAAAAAUCGUUCGCCCCAUCCCCUCGGUGUUCGAUACCGCCGGAGGUAAUUAAGGACACGUGCAUAGCCGUGUAGCAGCCGUGAAUCGAAUUUCACCGACGGGUCAUCCAGAAGCGCACAAUGAGCUUCCUAUUCGGAAGCAGGUCUUCGAAAACCUUCAAGCCAAAGAAGAACAUCCCAGAGGGAACUCAUCAGUAUGACUUGAUGAAGCAUGCAGCAGCUACCUUGGGUUCUGGGAAUUUGAGACUAGCGGUCAUGCUUCCAGAGGGUGAAGAUUUGAACGAAUGGGUCGCAGUAAACACUGUUGAUUUUUUUAAUCAAAUCAACAUGUUAUACGGAACCAUCACGGAGUUCUGUACAGAAGAGAGUUGUCCCAUCAUGUCCGCAGGACCGAAGUACGAAUACCAUUGGGCCGACGGACACACCGUUAAAAAACCGAUUAAAUGUUCUGCGCCAAAGUACAUCGAUUAUUUGAUGACUUGGGUGCAGGACCAGUUGGACGACGAAACUUUAUUUCCCUCGAAGAUCGGUGUCCCUUUCCCAAAAAAUUUCUCCUCCAUCGCGAAGACGAUACUGAAACGAUUGUUCAGAGUGUACGCGCACAUAUAUCAUCAGCACUUCAGCGAAGUGGUCCAACUCGGCGAGGAGGCGCAUUUAAACACGUCGUUCAAACAUUUUAUAUUCUUUGUUCAGGAAUUUCAAUUGAUAGAGAGAAGAGAAUUGGCGCCGCUGCAAGAACUCAUAGAGAAGCUGACAGCGAAGGAUGCCCGAUGAACGCGAUCUCGAUCGUCGAACGACAACUCCUCCAAAGAAUCUCGCCCGUGCUAACUGUUUAACAAACGUGUAACUGUGCAUGUUAUUUAACUAACCCGAAUCAUUGCUAACGUCGCGAUUGUCAGAAAUCGCCGGUGUUGCACCACUUGUUCACGCAAAACAGGCGGCUGAUACACGCAUUUUAUAUAACGAGACAAGGAGAGAGAGAGAGAGAGAGAGAGAGAGAGAGAGAAAGAGAGAAA